AUUACGAGAGGGUCAAAUUACUCCGCAUGUCUCAACUGUUCCCACUUUCUGCUAUGAUGCUGCACGCUUGCAGAAUAAUUAAGACUGAAUUCUGUUUCACACCGACUGAGAAUGUUUGUAAACAACUGAACCCGGGUCAUUGCACGAGCUCCCUUCUGAAAGUCUACAGUCUGAAGGCUCACCCUCUCACCUAGAACAACCAUCUGAACAGCAGCAACAAGACAUCGCCAAGAUGUUCAGCACCAAAAGACUGAAGAAGAAAUCCCAGUCAGUGGAUAUUGCCACUCAAGGAUUCUCCCCUACCCUGGUGCCAGCCUCACCGAUUAACAAGACUGAACCACCUGUUACCAAGACAACCACGUUGGGGGUGCAGCAAAACAAUGCAACCAAUUCCCAGAGAAUCUGCAGUCCACGGUGCAGUGAGCUGAAACGCGGCUACACCAUCGAUACCAGCCAGAAGAAGACUCAAGAGAAGAAGGAUGGCAGCAGACGCAUGUCGUUCCAGAGACCCAAAGGAACCAUUGAGUAUGCUGUGGAGACGCGGGACACACUGAACAACAUAGCGCUCAAGUUUGACACCACACCCAACGAGCUGGUUCAGCUCAACAAGCUGUUCUCCAGAGCCGUCUGUCCUGGCCAGGUUCUGUAUGUUCCUGAUCCUGAGCACAUAUCCAGUGUGGGGAGCUCCCCUUCCCUUAGCCCCAUCAGCCCUCUGUCUCCCACCUCCUCAGAAGCUGACUUAGAGAAGGUGACGGAAUCCGAUGGCGCUCCCAGGCCAGAGGCUCACCAUCAUCACCAUGCUCCGGUGUUCUCAGCACUCCGCCAGGCUCGUGUAGUGUCGUCCACCUCCGAGGAGGAAGAGGCCCUGACAGAGAAGUUCCUCAAAAUCAACUGCAAGUACAUCACAGAUGGCAAGGGUGCGGUGAGCGGGGUGUUGCUGGUGACGCCCAACAACAUCAUGUUUGACCCCCACAGGAUGGACCCUCUGGUGCAGGAGCACGGCUGUGAGGAGUACGGCUACAUGUGUCCCCUGGAGGAGGUCAUGUCUGCAGCCAUCUACAAGGAGAUCACUGACAGCAAGAUCAGAGAGGCCGUGCCCGCGCAUCUGGAGCCUUUGACGUCAGAGCGCGGGCCCUCCACCUCCUCUCAGCCGGACCCGGAGCAGCGUCUGAGAGUCCCGAGCAACGACAGCGGCAGUGCGGCUUCCCGCAGUACAGAGGGUUCCUUCUCCGAGGACGUCUUUGCAGAGUCAGAGCUGUCCCCCAUUCGGGAGGAGGCCACUUCCUCCGAAGACCUCCGGCUGGACAAGUCCUCCUCAGCCACAGCCUCCACAGAGUCCAUCCAAACUGUCACCCAUGUGGAGGCCUUCAUCCCUCCAGGGGAAGCCCCAGGGGCCGCAAGCAGCGCCUGCAAGUCAGUCAGCCAGCCGCCAGGGGAGGGCCAGGAGAAACAACCCACCACAGCAGAGGACAAUCCAGACAGCCACACGGCCCAGAGCCAGUCUCCCAUGGGCUCCAAGCAGCACAGUGUGGAUGUGGAGAAGGCAGCACCAAGCACACCCACCACCAGCCAGGGACCAGGCCAAGGACCCUCCUCACGCCCUGCCUCCCAGAGAUCUACCACCGGGCCUGGGGAGCCCUCCGGCCAGGAGGGGGGUCCAGGGGACAGGCCCAAGCUGAGCAGAGAAGGGUCCCAGGACUCUGAGACGGACGUGGAGGAACUGAGGAAGAUGUGGAAGAAUCACACUAUGCAACAAGCCACAGAGCAAAUGGAGAAUGUAACACAAAAGGAAGAGGGACAGGACUCUGCAGAAGUGUCCAUGGAGCGGCGGAGGCACCGGUCCCACAAGUUCCUGUGUCUGCGGGUGGGCCAGCCCAUGAAGAAGACAUUUGUGUCCAACGCCAGCGCCUCCAUGCAGCAGUACGCCCAGAGGGACAGGAAACACGAGUACUGGUUCGCUGUGCCACAGGAGAGGUCCGAGCACCUGUAUGUGUUCUUCAUCCAGUGGACCCCAGACAUGUAUGGGGAGGGGGUUAAGGGCAUCGGCCACGAGCCAGGGUUCAUGGUGGUCAAGAAGCCUUCGGGGUCCGAGACAGGAGAAGACGAACCCCUCACGGAUAUAAACAACAAAGAGUGGGAGGUAGUGUCACUGACUGAGUACCACCGCCGGAUCGAUGCGCUAAACAGUGAAGAUCUGAAAUCUCUCUGCAAGCGGCUUCAGAUCACCACCAAGGAGGAGGUGAACUCUAAGCAUGCCACCUCUAUCAAGACGGAGCUGGAGCCUGAGACCUUCAGACCCAACCUCAGUGAACCUAGCGAGCUGCUGGAGGCACAGCAGAUAGAGAAGCUGGCCAAGAACCUCCCUCCCCGUACCAUUGGGUACCCCUGGACCUUGGCCUAUGGCACCACCAAGCAUGGCAUGAGCAUCAAGAGCCUGUACCGGGCCAUGCAGGGGCAGGACACCCCCGUGCUGUUGGUCAUCAGGGACAGUGAUGGUGGGGUGUUUGGUGCGUUGGCGUCCGAACCCUUCAAAAUCAGCGAGGGAUUCUAUGGCACGGGAGAGACCUUCCUCUUCACCUUCUGUCCAGAGUUUGAGGUGUACAAAUGGACAGGUGAUAACAUGUUCUUCAUGAAAGGAGAUAUGGACUCCUUAGCUUUUGGUGGUGGAAGUGGUGAGUUUGGCCUGUGGUUGGAUGGAGACCUGUACCACGGCAGGAGUCACUCCUGUAAAACCUUUGGCAACCCCAUGCUCUCCAAGAAGGAGGAUUUCUAUAUACAGGACAUUGAGAUCUGGGCUUUUGAAUAACAAAACCCACCACGGGGAAAAAAGAGAAGGACUAAACAUCCCUACAAUGGCAAUGUUGUCUCAAACCUAACUGCACAUCACCACCCUGCUCCAACCCACUGUCUGGGGCUCCCGGGACGGAGCCAGCUAAAGGAUGUGUGUUGUGCGUUCAUACGUUACUACUGCAGUUAUAACAGAGCUUUUCUUUGUGAAUGACCUUGUGUGUAUCUUGUUACAGCUGUGUGCAGCGUCUUUGAGGAGGUGUACUGUCCUGUGCUGUACUGUGAGGCAUCAGAGGAUGUGUGGGUUUGUUAGAGACCGUAGGGAUGCCUUGUUGCAGAACCAAGGCGGAGCAAUCAGAUCGCUCUCUCUGACCUCAGCAGGAGAUGAUGUCGGCUCAGGUUUGGGAUUGAGAGAGCGAGAGAGAAACUGCCGUAGUCCAGAUUAUCUGAAUUUUGAGACACUCAAGGAACCCCGCCCCUCAGAACUUGGUUGAAGUCAGUCAGUAGGAUGUUACUCUAUGUGGUGUUACAGGCCUUUAGUGGAGAGAUCCAGUAAUAAAAUAAACAACAUGCAUUCCUUUGUUCUCAGAGGAGACUGUUGAACAUUAGUUCUGUUUGGUGUUCAAAAACUGAAGGAAGAAUCUCAGCAGGAUGUGAGGAUGAUGAGCACACUAUUAUGAGGGGAGGAAAGUAUUUUACAUCUUUGGUUUACUUCUGAGGCAAGAACUACAUAUAGAGUGUUGUGUAUUGUAGCCCUAUUGUUCACCAUCAUAGCAAACACCAUCACAGCACAUAGCUAGAAUCAGAAUAUUACCCAUCGUCGUGCUAAUAAUGUUCUGUUCAGUGGGUGUACUACGUGUGAGUUCAGAUACCACCGGCGCCCCUCAGGAGUCGUGUGUACUGUUCGUAGACAGUAAUGUGUUGCAAUAGAUUUGUGGAAUAUGCAAAUUACUGUCAUGUGACCUCAAAUAAUCCAGGUUGGCGCUUUUCCUCGCCUGUCUGUGGCUCUUUAUCAGAGAGGACUUGUAAAGCUUUAUGUCUUGAUCCACAAUUGCUUUUCUGGGUAUAAUUUGAAAAGCCUGAGACGUGGUUAACUGUUUUACAUGCAUAUGACAAUUGUAUAUUAUUUAUAUAUAUAUAUGAUUAUAUAUAUUAUAAUUAAUUAUAUAUGUUUCUGUUGUGUGACAGUGAUCUUUUUGUGCUGAUAUUUCAGCUGUUACAAAUAUAAUGUAUAUUACCCUGUAAAUUCAUGUUAAAAUAGUAGAUUUGUUCCUAUAUAGAAAUACAUAUAUGAUUGGUGGGUUGCUUUUAGCACUUGAAUCCGGUCUAAAAGCAUUAUAAACCAGGUUCUUAGACUUCUAGUAGCAGUAGCUGUACAGUACUUUUUGUUUAGAAUCAUACACAUGUUAACUGUUAGUAGAAAGCUUGCUGCUAUAAUACUAAGGGUAAAGCUAAACUAAUGCUCUGUGUAACUGAAGGGGAGUGUUGUUGUCCGGGAGUGAGGAGGCUGAAUGUCAAAGAAGAAUUUAACUUUCAUCACAAGUUCUGUUGAGUGGUGAGUCUUCAUUAGUUGGUAGACUGACUGUUAAGACUGUGAACUAAGAGAAAAUAUGUACAUUUAAACUUCACAGCAGCUUUCCUUCCCCUUUCUGGUCUUCCACACCAGUAUUUGUAUCUAUGAAGUCACAAAGAAUAACAUGGAUAAGUCCUCCUAAUUAUUUUACAGGAAUACAAUGUAUUAUUGAUGUAUAAAUAACAAUAAAAUUGUUGUAACCUGG
Salmo salar (Atlantic salmon) is the source of this 4565-nucleotide messenger RNA. RefSeq names its product oxidation resistance protein 1. Gene Ontology annotation, cellular component: nucleus. The record is from RefSeq and is a predicted model, not a curated record. Gene Ontology annotation, biological process: response to oxidative stress. NCBI's taxonomy places the organism in Eukaryota, Metazoa, Chordata, Actinopteri, Salmoniformes, Salmonidae.